Molecule: messenger RNA, 562 nt
Organism: Sinocyclocheilus rhinocerous
Lineage: Eukaryota; Metazoa; Chordata; Actinopteri; Cypriniformes; Cyprinidae
Product: helicase SRCAP-like
Exons: 4
Biological process (GO): chromatin remodeling
Cellular component (GO): Swr1 complex
Molecular function (GO): histone binding; ATP hydrolysis activity
Source: RefSeq, a predicted model, not a curated record
GAAGUUAUUGAAGGAGAUGGAGACCAUGCAGAGGAACUUGAUGACCUUGCUAGAGAGGGGGAAAUGAGCAUGGAAGAUCUGUUAGAAAAGUACAGAGGAGCAUAUGCCUCUGAUUUUGAGGAGCCAUCAGCCUCAGCGUCACCAGACUCCUCAGAAGAAUCAGAGGGAACUGAGGAGGAGGCGGAGGAAGAGACGGAGGGAGAGGACAGUGCUGAUGAUAGUGGCUCCUCUUCAGAUUCCCAAGUGGCUGUAGACAGUGACGAAAAAAAGGAGGAUGAGGAUGUGCAGGAGAGUGAUGAUGAGGAUGACAAUGAUGGAGGAGAGGGAAUGGAAGUUCUGCUGAGAGAGGGAGACCAUAGUCCUGCUGUACCAACAUCUCCCCGACCUAAGAAAGAAAUUAGCCACAUUGCUGCUACUGCCGAGAGCCUUCAACCUAAGGGAUAUACACUGGCAACAACAAAGGUCAAAACACCAAUCCCAUUCCUGCUUCAUGGUACGUUGCGUGAGUACCAGCACAUUGGACUGGACUGGUUAGUCACCAUGAAUGAGAAGAAACUCAAUG